Messenger RNA from Phytophthora sojae, 468 nucleotides. RefSeq lists its product as hypothetical. NCBI's taxonomy places the organism in Eukaryota, Oomycota, Peronosporomycetes, Peronosporales, Peronosporaceae. The record is from RefSeq and is a predicted model, not a curated record. The transcript has a single exon. The annotation marks the transcript as partial.
AUGAUGAAGUUGCGUAUCCGACCCCAGGAGAUCUCGAUUGCGAUGGAAGUCGGCGUGUUGGACAUGCUAACCGUGAUCGUACCUGCUCAUGCCGAUCCCCACGGAAUCAACUAUGUCUCCGAGUUGAUUAUGUCUCGCUGCCGUACCGAAGAGAUUGAGUACUCGGCGGUUGGGUGGGAUCGUUUCUGGAAGUACUUUCGUCGCACAUGGAUCAACAUUUUUCCAGUCGAUGUGUGGAAUGUUUAUGGCAUGGAUUUGGGAGUGGUAAGCCGAACCAAUAACCCCCUGGAGCGGUUCAACCGGGAACUCAACGCAGCCAUCGCUGCGGCACACCCAAGCAUCCCCGCUUUCGUAUCGACAAUCGACACAUUAUCGCGGCGGUACGUGCAACUGCUUGGCGAUAUCUCUAAUCGCAGAGCUGUUGCCCCAGCUCACGGGGAGAUCGAGUUGCCAGUUGCGGUCGGCUUG